Molecule: messenger RNA, 792 nt
Organism: Helianthus annuus (common sunflower)
Lineage: Eukaryota; Viridiplantae; Streptophyta; Magnoliopsida; Asterales; Asteraceae
Exons: 1
Coding region: 1-792 (263 amino acids)
Source: RefSeq, a predicted model, not a curated record
AUGAUUGAAAACCAGAAAGCGGAAAAAGCUAUCUAUGCCUCUCAACAGGCGGCCCAUGCACUCACUGCCACAACUACUAAGAACCCCAACCCACCCGAUCAAUCCAUCAGUACCACUGCAUACUGCGGCCGUGGCCGAGGGCGUGGUGGUCGCGGCCGAGGACGUGGUCGUCGUGGUCGUUCACAGCAACCUCAUGGUGCUUGGACUUCACCGACCACUUACACUUGGACACUCCCUGCUCCAUGGAACCCACCCACUCAACCCCCCACUGCCGCCAACUCAUCAUGGCUCCAAUGGGCUCCACCGCCUCCACCGUGCCCCUACCCGACUACCUCGCCACAAUCAUCUGCUAAACCAGGUCAAGGUAUCCUCGGUCCCGGCCCAAACCAGGCUCAUCAGGCAUCAACAGUUCCUACUGAUAUUCAACAGGUACUAUACACCAUGUCCCUCAAUCCUCCAUCUUACAACAAUGGCGUCAUGGACACUAGUGCAACUAUAAGCAUGGAUCGCAAUGCAGGUAAUUUCCAUACUAUUUUUAAUAAUGGCAUGAAUGAAAAUAUUAUUGUUGGUGAUGGCACAAACAUUCCAGUGCUUGGACAUGGACCUCAAACCUUCCCACCACCUUACCCACCCUUUACUUUAAACCGUGUCCUUUAUGCCCCAAACCUUAUUAGAAAACUUAUUUCUGUCCGUCAAUUUACAAAAGAUAACUCUGUUUCUGUCGAAUUUGACCCUUUUGGUUUUAUUGUGAAGGACUACAAGACCCGGGCUCCCAUUAUACAGCAACGGUGA